UAAAACCAUAUACUUAUUAGCUGAUUAAAUGCUGCAGUCAAGCUGAAGGAAUUUCACAAUUACAAACAAGAACGGCCUCAUCAGUUUACAAAUAAAACGUUUCAGCAUUAAUAACUCUAGUACUAUAAAUUCUCAUCCAUCUCCUUCCAGGCGAUCCACUGGCACCCCUCCAAGUCCAAUAUUCUAGAAAGCUUGCAGACUUUUCCUAGUCAAAUUCAGUAUGGUGGCGGUAUCGAGAAAGCCAUUGCCUAUGCUUUUAAAUUUAGCAUGCAUGACCGUGUUGGCAACAACAGGAAUGGCGCAACUGUUGCUGCCACCAUUUUCUUUUUCGCCAACGUCAGGUGUCCCAGGACUACCUUGGCAGCCUGGAGAAGUACAAAAAUGCUGGUCAUCUCUUACCAGCAUAGAGGGAUGUAUCAUGGAGGUUUAUACUUCACUCUUCCGUGGCCAAGUGGGCAUUAUUGGCCCUGCUUGUUGCCAGGCCAUUACUCAAAUUAAGGAUAAUUGUUGGCCUAAAAUGUUCCCCUUCAACCCUUUUUUCCCUCCACUGCUCAAGACUUCUUGUUCAGCUACACCACCUGCAGGAACUUUGUUGAAUGACAUCAGCAAGCUGUCUGCGACAGAGUUAUUACCAGUGCAGCCCGGAAACGAAGUUGCAGAAUGCUGGUCUUCUCUUACUAACAGUAAUGGCUGUUUGUUGCAGAUUUUUAAGUCACUUCCCAGUGGUCAAAUUGGUGCUAUUGGUCCUGCUUGUUGCAAGGCCAUCACAGAAAUCAAAGACAAUUGCUGGCCUAAGUUGUUCCCUUUUAACCCAUUCUUCCCUCCAUUGCUCAAGAACUUCUGUGCUCAGAUCGGUGGGCUUGCACCAGCACCUAAGUGAACUAAACAAGCUCAAUUGGUGAAGCCCUUACACAGAGCAAACCUGAACUGAAAAAAUUAGAUUGAGUUUUCUUCCAUCUUUAUAGAAUUACAUUGCUAGCAAUUGUCUGAGGGAGUGGUCCUGUUCAGAGAAAUUUUCUUUGGUAUUUAAGGUUCCACAAGGAAUAUAGUUAUUCUUGUGAUGUUUUAGGGUUGUCUUUUGAUUCUUAAUAAUAAAAGUUUCGAUUAAGAACAAAAUGCUCAUAAGGUCUUUCCUGCAUGUGCUUAAGUGUACGAAUGCUUGGAACAAAUUAAAAGAUGAACUCACCCGGUGAGCCGGUC
This is a messenger RNA of Theobroma cacao (cacao), 1200 nucleotides long. RefSeq lists its product as uncharacterized. Gene Ontology annotation, biological process: regulation of double fertilization forming a zygote and endosperm; regulation of protein localization to cell surface; double fertilization forming a zygote and endosperm. The record is from RefSeq and is a predicted model, not a curated record. Gene Ontology annotation, cellular component: vesicle; extracellular region. Lineage: Eukaryota; Viridiplantae; Streptophyta; Magnoliopsida; Malvales; Malvaceae.